CACAGCGACCACGGGGCUUCGUCUGCUCGGCGAAGUUGUGUCAACACGCCGGGAAAACGCGCUGCCUGGAUUCAUGAGGCACCUCCACACUCGCUCUCCUCUUUCCUGCGGCGCCGGGGGACUUUUGACCAUUCUCGGUUGCUAUAGAGCCCCGUUUAGCUUAAGGAAAUGUGCUGGUAGACACCAUUAGUUUAGCCCACUCAUUAAGUACCUGCAGAUCUACUGCAGGAGAGUUUUUUUUUUCUUUUUUUUUUUCUUUUUCUUUCUUUCUUUUUUUUUUUUUUACACCAACAAGCGGAAUACUGCCGAUAACCUUAAACAUUAAGGAUCUUAACAGAAGUGAACAAUGCUCAGACUGGAGACCAUCAUUUGCACUUUUUCUGUGCUGUCGGUUGCGGUAAGAGCUGAUUUUAAAGCUCGGAACUGCAGCGAGGUGAGGGACGCUUGUAUCGGGAAAGGCUUCAGCUUCGCACAUGUUCCUGUUCAGGAGAUCCCAGGUGACCAUCUUCGCAUAUGUCCUCAGGGAAACACAUGUUGCACCCAGGAAAUGGAGGACAAAUUUGGCCAACAGAGUAAACAGGACUUUGAGAAUCUGGUGGAUGAAAUGAGUCACGAAUUGAGAAGCACCUUUGUUUCCAGACAUAAGAAAUUUGAUGAAUUCUUCCUGGAGCUACUGGAGAACACAGAGAGGUCCCUGAAUGAGAUGUUUGUGAGGACUUACGGCAAGCCUUACAUGCAGAACUCAGAGGUCUUUGAGAACCUGUUUGUUGAGCUGAAGCGCUAUUACACAGGAGGGAAUGUUAACCUGGAGGAAAUGCUUAAUGACUUUUGGUCGCGGCUACUGGAGCGUAUGUUCACACUGCUCAACUCCCAAUAUGUCAUCACAGAGGACUAUCUGGAGUGUAUCAGUAAGUACACCGACCAGCUCAAGCCCUUUGGAGACGUGCCCAGGAAGCUCAAGGCUCAGGUUACCCGGGCAUUCAUCGCUGCACGCACAUUUGUCCAAGGGCUCUCCGUUGGCCGGGAGGUGGCCCAGAGAGUGUCUAAGGUAAGCAGCACUCCAGCAUGUAUGCGAGCGCUGACAAAGAUGCUGUACUGCCCUUUUUGUCAGGGCAUACCAGCAGUUAAAUCCUGUAAGAACUACUGCCUGAAUGUCAUGAAGGGCUGCCUGGCCAAUCAAGCUGACCUGGAUCCUGAAUGGAACCAGUACAUUGAUGCCAUGCUGCUGGUGGCGCAGAGGCUGGAAGGACCUUUCAACAUUGAGUCUGUCAUGGAGCCUAUUGAUGUCAAGAUUUCAGAGGCCAUCAUGAAUAUGCAAGAUAACAGUGCCCAGGUCUCCUACAGGGUUUUUCAAGGCUGUGGCCAGCCAAAACCCGCAGGAAUGACUAGGUCUACCCGUGGUGUUUCGGAUGUGUUCAACGCCCGCUUCAGGCCGUACAGCCCAGAAGAGCGGCCUACCACUGCAGCUGGCACAAGCCUAGACAGACUGGUGGUUGACAUAAAAGAGAAGCUGAAGCUGUCCAAGAGAUUUUGGUCCAACCUGCCUGAGGCAAUGUGCGUGGAGGACAGAGUGACCGCUGGAAAUGCCAGUGAUGAGGAGUGCUGGAAUGGGCACGCCAAGGGCAGGUACUUCCCUGAAGUCCAAAAGGAUGGACUGACUAACCAGGUGAAUAACCCUGAGGUGGGUGUGGACAUCACCCGUCCAGACACCUUCAUCCGACAGCAGAUCAUGGCUCUGAGAGUGAUGACCAACAAGUUGAAAAAUGCCUACAAUGGCAAUGAUAUCUACUUUCAAGACUCAAGCGAUGAAGGCAGUGGCUCAGGCAGCGGCAGCGGCUGCACAGAGGUCUGCCCUACAGACAUGGACGGUUCUGCCACCGAAGCCCCAGUGGUGAAAGCCGACCGAAGCGGCCCUGUGGGUGACUCUGCCCCACUCCAUGCACCCUAUGUAGCCCUGCCAACCAUGCUGGCCCUCUCUGCCCUGGCACUCCACCGACAAUGGAGAUAAUGCUGGAGGAAUGGGCCAAACAUGGACAGAAGGGUUUUUUUUUUCCUUUUUUUUUUUUUCUUUUUGCAGUUUUUGUAUUCAGGCAGAUUGGAGCUACAGUCAGGCAGACAGUAUUCAGGCUGCCAGCCUUGAGGCUAGAGGAGUCUGCUCGGAAAAAGAGAGCAGUCAUGCAUCAUGAUUUCCCACUUUCCCAAAGAUCGUGCAGUGCCAUCCUUAGACUUGAUAUUUUUUGGCAUCACCUCACCAUCUAACACUGAUGCCAACCCAACUCAACAAACUCUCUUUCAGAGAUUGAAAAAAAAAAAAAAAAAAAACCUAUUUCUUGCACAUAUGGCAGGUAUUAAUGUAGGUCUCCAUGUGAAAAAAACAUAACAUGCACUUUGAUUGUUUUGAUUUUUUUUAAAUGCAAAAAUUGUUUGUGUGUUGAAAAAUGUUGAGAAUGUGGUUAUUUGAUGCACCUAAAAGAGGCACAAGUUUCAUAUUUGUUUAAUAUUGUAUUUUGAAACAAAUACAAAGCAUAACGAUCUAAAUGACAAAAAAUUCAUCAACGUGGUUUCUGCCUAAAAUUUUAAUUGACUCUAUUUUCCAGCCAUUAACUCAUGUGCCAAUUAUUGAUUUUUGAGAGAAGUGAAUAGUCUGUCAUGAACUGUCAUGUUUUAUGUUUCUUUUUAAAUCAAAUGCAGCCACCAAAUCAAAUUUCUUCAUCUUAUGUUUUACAGUAAUUUCAUCCAUUUCAACCAUCAAGAAUUAAUUAAAGGGUUGGUCAUGGAUCUGCUCUGCUCUUAGCUAUCCAUGAAACUGUUCAGCAGCCGCCUCGUGCUACAACAUACAUUGUGUUAAAAGGGAUAAGAUUGACAUUUUUAUAUAGUCAUUUGCCUUGCAACAAAUGUAUUAUCUGCAAAAUAUUCUCAUAUCAUGCUGAUUUCUCAGGCAUGGCUUCUGGAGUAAACAGCCUGGACAGAAUUAUCAUGGAGCAGUUAUUGCCAUACAGAGACGGUGCCACCAAUAUACAGCAGUGCCAUCGUAGUGAUGCUGGUUCUGUAGUGUCGUGGGGUGCAUGUCCUUGCAUAAAAUUAAUUCAUUCAUGUCAGAGUGGGCUAAAAAAAUUUCAACCCUCACUAAUUCACUAAUGUAUAAUUAAUUAUAUAUGCUGAAUAUAUUUCUGGGGCUUAUGUCUCCAUUGACUGGUGUUUCCACCUAACUACUGUAAAGCGUAGUGACCUGCAUACACAACCACUCAAUAAGCAGAUACACAAAACAGCUAUUUUUAAAAGAUAUUUAAAUGAUUCUUAAACAUACUCUGGUGACAUAAUGAAGCCCUACAAAAGACGUCCCACACAGUGACUGAAAGUCAUGAUUUUGUCCUAUAUGCUUGUGUAAAUGGACAUGUGCAUUGCACUAUGAAAAGCAAAUUAAUUCAAUACAGAAUCACCACCACUGAAGGUGGUAUUGUGCAGCUGGAAUCUCUGUAUUAAUUUGCAGUAAUUUGGGCCUAUAAAAGUUUUCUGCUGUAUCCUCAGAAUACUCUUCAAGUAUUUCCACAAAAAGUGUUUGAUAAAUACAGGAAUUGCAUAUACAGGAGCAAAAAAAGGUGUGUUGGCCACUUUAGCGUAUAUGAUUUAAUAGCCAAAGCUUAUUCUGUAACUGCUGUAACAGUUUAAAUAGUCAUUAAAAUGUGCAUUGUAGCAACAAACUAAAAUGCUGUCAGACAGUAUUAAAAAGUCAAGUUGUAAAUCACAAAAAAUUAAAAAAAAAAAAAUAUAUAUAUAUAUAUAUAUUACCACAGUUAUUUAAAAGGUUAGGGAAUUAUUAAGAGAAGAAGUAGCAAACAGCACACA
Toxotes jaculatrix (banded archerfish) is the source of this 3846-nucleotide messenger RNA. Its product is annotated as glypican-6-like. The record is from RefSeq and is a predicted model, not a curated record. Gene Ontology annotation, biological process: regulation of protein localization to membrane; cell migration; regulation of signal transduction. The coding region runs from base 347 to 2008 and encodes 553 amino acids. The transcript has 9 exons. Lineage: Eukaryota; Metazoa; Chordata; Actinopteri; Toxotidae. Gene Ontology annotation, cellular component: extracellular region; synapse; cell surface.